ACCAAAGCAUGGAAGGCUGUGGAGAGGAACAGGAGAAAGGUCUUGAAGUCCUGGCAGCUAUGCUUGAAGACAUUGGUAAUGUCAGAAAGAGCAGCUUGGUGUCUUCCCUCUCCGAGGAAGCCAGCACAUCUGAAGAUGAAGAGGAAGAGUCGGAGGAGCAAAGAGCCUGGGAACAGGACAGGAAGAAACUGAUGGAGUUAGAAGAGGCCUCCCAGGCCCUGCUGGCUGAGCUGUCUGUCCUGGAGGCUGAAUGCCAGGUCGAGAGGUCGUGCAGAGAACAGGCAGAGGUAUAUGCUGCUCAGGUGAGCCAAGAGAAUAAGGAGCUGAAGCGACUAAGUGUUCUCCUCCCCAGCCUGGACUCUGAGCCUCUGCACAUAAAGCCCCAGGAAGAAGGGCCCCCCUCAGAGCCCAGCCUGAGUCCGGAACAGCAACACAUCAGAGAUCUUGGGGCCCAAGUGGCCGAACUCCUUCAAGAGAAGAAGGAACUAACCCUGCAGGUGCAGGAGCUCAGGAGGCAGCUGAGGGAGCAGGAGGAAAAAAUCCAGAAGGAGCAGCUAGAGCGGACCUCCCUGCAGAUGUCCAUGGGGCAAUCUCAAAGAGCCUUGGCCAAACUGAAGCGGGUGUCCCACCUGGUGCUGCAGGAGUGUGGAGAGGCCUGGCAACAGCUUCACCUGGAGCAAGACCUGCGCCAGCAGGCCGAGAUCUUCGCCCACAAGAUGCUGGUAGAGAAGAAGGAGGCCCACCGACAGAGCGCCAUCCUCCUGCAGAACCACGGCCCCAGCACCCAGCUGUCCGCAGCCCUGGCGGAGGUGGCCACGCUGAGCAGAGCCCUGGAGGAGGCAAAGCGUCAGCACAGGGAGCAGGUGGUAUCCUGGGAAGCGUCCCAGGAGGAAGUGGGAUGCCUCAAGAAGCAAUUAAAGGAAUUAGAAGAGAAGAUCUCCCAGUUAGAGGCCUUGGUCUGUACCCUGGAAGAGAGGGUAAAGAGGGCUGAAACCCCAACCCAGGGACCAGAGGAUCUGCCUCCAGCUCCACCGCCACCGCCACCUCCACUGCCUCCAUCCCCUGCUCCUGCAGCAGACCCUCUUCAAGUCAUCCGGCUGAGGCGAGGCCUGAAUUCACAACCAGCCCUGGAAGCCCCCUCCCUGGAAGACAAGAAGGCAAAGGCGGUGCAGGAAAUGAUGGACAGGAUUCGUCAAGGAGUUGUCCUGAGACCGGCCACCAGACAGAAGGACCCCAGUCAGGACCUAAGCAAGCGUAGGAGUGCCGCCAUAACUGAGCUACAGACCAUGCUGGCUUCCAAAUGCCAGCCCCUGCACAGGGGCAGCAGAAGAAAGAGGAGCAGCCGGAAGGGUGCUGAUGGCCAGCUGAUGGCCAUCCUGCAGAGAAGGCGCCACGUGGUUGACUCCACUUCAGCAGGGCCCCAGGAUGGCACAGGGGAAGGGCACAAAGGCAUCCACAGGGCUGAGGCUCAAGGUGCCAAGAGCCAGGGCCUAUGUGAGGACUGGAGAUCUGGAAACAGAAUUGUUCAGGGAGGCAAGGCUGGGGCUGACCCGAGAUAUCUUCCUAGAGUAGGUAAAAUGACCCUUGUUUCUGAGUUACGAAGCCACCAGGGUACUGAACAUUACUUCAGCAAGGAGACACAGGAAUGCCCACCUGAACCAGCAGAGGCAGAUCGGGCUUCUGUUCCCCAAGCCAAGGUUAACUUGAGAACCCCAGCUCUGUCAAAGGCAUCUGUCCUCUGGGGCCAGCCAAAAGACCUUUGAGAAAACCAUGUUUCCCCCUUGCCUGACCAGAGAGUCCCAGGGAGCAGAAAGAGCAGGCCAUCAGGGAGUCCCUGACAACUUGCUGGGGGAGGUGGGAGGUGGUUAAGAGAGAUGAGGCGAGGACAUGUACCUCAAAGCCAGCGGCACUGAUAGCAGGCUAGACCACAAAGUUAAGGGCACUAGGCUCAGGCUGCAGCUGCCCCUCCCCUAGGAAGUCCAGAAGUCAAAGUUCCCCCUACCCCAAACACCCCAACCUGGACUGCCCGCUUCCCAGAAAAGACAGGGCAUCAGACAGAGCAAAGCCUUUGGAUUCAGAGGCAAUGGGGAGAAUGUUUCCCUCAAAGGCCUGGGAGAGAGGAUGCUGCACACCUCCAACCUCCCUUCUUCAUCCUGAGUUCCACCCAGGCCUUGUCACUGAAGUUAAUGCUAUAUUCUUUUCACUUUUUUGUUGUUUUUGUUUCUUCUUUCUUGUCUUUUUUUUUCUCUUGUUCUGGUUCUUCUCUCAC
Dromiciops gliroides (monito del monte) is the source of this 2269-nucleotide messenger RNA. RefSeq names its product shootin-1-like. The coding region runs from base 9 to 1763 and encodes 584 amino acids. The record is from RefSeq and is a predicted model, not a curated record. Lineage: Eukaryota; Metazoa; Chordata; Mammalia; Microbiotheria; Microbiotheriidae. The transcript has 15 exons.